AUCGCUUUGUUUUUUGAUGGUACCAUUUAGCGCCCUGAAUUACAUUAUGUUUUCAAGUGCCAAUUGACGCGAACGCGUAGCUCGUAACUCUAACUUAAUAUUUACAUCACUUGUUGACCGGGUCAAGAGUUAUCACCGCUUGAGGUUAUCAUUAUCGUCCUCUUGUUUUUUAAAGUGUUGUUCUUGUGACGGCAGUUGUAUUUUAGCAACAGAAACAGCUAGACGUGUUAGUUAUCAAAAUGCCGGACGCGUUUGAGUGUGCGUACCCAUUAUCACCACAAGUGAAUCCUCAAGAUAUACGCGCACGCGCUAAUUCUUCAUCGAAGAGUAAGCGGCCAACGGUUACCUUUCUCGCUGGCGAUGAAGCUCUAGAAUUUCCUGAUAAAUCAGAAGCUGGUGUGGACAAGCCUUUUUACAAGGGAGAUGUUGAACUUGAUAGUAUCGCAGUGUCGUUUUCUGAAAUGCAUUCAACUUGGCUUGAUAAAAGAAAUCUUGAGCACAGAAUCUUUGUAAACAGAUCGCUACAUUUGGAAAAUGUCCAGUUCUAUGGGUUUGAUAUGGACUACACACUGGCUGAGUACAAAUCGCCACAGUAUGAAAAUUUAGGAUUUAAUUUAACCAAAGAGAGAUUAGUGUCCAAGGGAUAUCCACAAGAAAUAUUAGAAUUUGAAUAUGAUCCCUCAUUCCCAGUUCGAGGUCUGUGGUUCGACACCUUGUAUGGAAACCUAUUGAAAGUAGACGCCUAUGGUAAUAUUUUAGUAUGCGUACAUGGAUUCGAAUUCUUAAAACAUUCACAAGUAUACGAAUUAUAUCCAAACAAGUUCUUAACAUUGGAUGAGUCUAGAGUGUAUGUGUUGAACACACUAUUCAACUUGCCAGAAACAUACCUCAUAGCUUGUUUGAUAGAUUUCUUCACAAAUUCUCCUCAAUACACAAGAGAAAAAACUGGCGUAAGAGCCGGAGAUCUUGCAAUGUCAUUCAAAUCAAUCUUCCAAGACGUCAGAAAUGCGGUCGACUACGUUCACAUACACGGGGACUUAAAGAGCAAGACUAUAGAAAAUAUGGAUUUGUAUUUGAAGAAAGACGACAGGCUGCCCAUGUUCCUCUCGAGGAUACGGGACAGCGGCGCCAAGAUCUUCAUAUUGACCAACAGCGACUACAAUUUCACUGACCAAAUCAUGAACUACCUAUUCGAUUUUCCAUAUGGCGCUAAGCCUGGUGAGCCCCACAGGAACUGGAGGACUUACUUCGACUGGAUCGUGGUAGACGCGAAGAAGCCGUUGUUCUUCGGCGAGGGAACAACACUCAGGCAGGUCGACACUCAGACCGGCGCGCUCAAGAUGGGCCACCACGUCGGCCCGCUGCACGAAGGACUUGUGUAUUCUGGAGGUUCCUGCGACGUAUUCACUGAAUUGAUCAGUGCUAAGGGUAAAGAUGUUCUAUACAUCGGUGACCACAUAUUCGGUGAUAUUCUCAAGUCCAAGAAGAUCGGAGGCUGGCGCACCUUCCUCAUCGUACCUGAAUUAGUUCAAGAGCUACACGUGUGGACCGACAAAUGUCAGUUGUUUGCUCAGCUACAGAACCUUGAUGUGCAACUAGGCGAUAUGUACAAAGACUUAGAUUCAAGUACAAAGGAGAAGCCCGAUAUCUCUAAGCUGCGCAUGUCCAUCCGUGACGUCACACACAAGAUGGACCUCGCCUACGGUAUGCUGGGGUCGCUGUUCCGCUCCGGAUCUAGGCAGACUUUCUUCUCGUCACAGGUUGUAAGGUACGCCGACUUGUACGCGGCUUCGUUCCUGAACUUGAUGUACUACCCGUUCUGCUACAUGUUCCGCGCCCCGGCGAUGCUUAUGCCCCACGAGUCUACGGUGGCACACGAACAGAGGUUCACCGUAGACGCGCCCACUAUCGACAGAUCUAGACAAACGAGCGCGCCGCGUCAGCCCAGUUUCAGCCUGCAGCUCGGCCUCAACGAGGACAGCUCGGAUGACGCGCCCAGCCAUACUGACAAUCCCGACACUAAGCAUCAAGUCCCGCACGUCCGUCCCGAGACCCCGCGCCAGCUCACGCACACGCACGACGAGGACUGCUCGGACGACGAGGACGUCGGCAAGACGGCGACAAACGCGAACGUCAAAUAAACACUCUCAAUGUUCUACGUCUUCUCAUGAUUGUUUACAUCAGUCACCGCCAGCGUGACCUCAACACAGUACAUCCAGUACAGUACCAAACUCCAACAGGACGUGGAAAUUUAUCUAUACGGGAUCAUCACGAACAGAGCCCCUAAUUAUGACUCACGUCACAAACGUCCUCGUGUACUCGUACGAGAUGAGACUCAACGUAAACAUUGAAGUAUUAACAUCGGCGCGUCCAAUAUUUCACACUUAUCCACUUAUUGCGAGAUUCAAUUCGUUAUCUGUAAGUAUCAUAUGCAGUUCCGAGUCAUGCGGUUGAAAGAGGCUUUGUUAAUAUAGGCAGAUAUGCGUUUUAUACAUGUUUAUGUUGAAUAAUUGUUUAUUAUUUUAGAUGUUUUUAUAUUACUUUAUAAUAAAUGUGAUUAAUAUACAAUGA
Messenger RNA from Trichoplusia ni (cabbage looper), 2571 nucleotides. RefSeq names its product cytosolic purine 5'-nucleotidase (gene Nt5b). Gene Ontology annotation, molecular function: 5'-nucleotidase activity. The coding region runs from base 240 to 2141 and encodes 633 amino acids. The record is from RefSeq and is a predicted model, not a curated record. The transcript has 12 exons. Lineage: Eukaryota; Metazoa; Arthropoda; Insecta; Lepidoptera; Noctuidae.